Molecule: messenger RNA, 1038 nt
Organism: Trichoderma atroviride IMI 206040
Lineage: Eukaryota; Fungi; Ascomycota; Sordariomycetes; Hypocreales; Hypocreaceae
Molecular function (GO): oxidoreductase activity, acting on the CH-OH group of donors, NAD or NADP as acceptor
Source: RefSeq, a predicted model, not a curated record
AUGACGUCUGGGCCAACUCCAGCUUUCCCACCAGGCUCCUGGAUUCUUGUCACCGGCGUGACUGGCCACAUUGCCUCUCACGUAACCUCACAGCUCUUGCGGCGUGGUUACAAAGUUAGAGGCACCGUCCGUGAUCUUACUUGCGCCUCCUGGCUGAUUGAUGAUCUAUUUAAAAGUGCUGCCGUAACCGGGAACUUUAAACUUACUCUGGUGUCGGAUUUCGGCGAUCCAAACGCCUUCAAAGACGCCGUAAAGGGAGUCUCCGCUAUUGCACAUAUAGCCACCCCAAAUAACUUCGACUCGGACCCAUCGAAAGUAAUUCCGGUGACGGUUGGAGCUGCAACGUCUAUAUUGGAAGCUGCUGUUUCUGAGCCUUCCGUGAAGCGGUUUGUUUACACUAGCUCAGUUGCCGCCGCUGCGACACAAAGGCCCGGCAAUCAUACGCAUGUUGGACGAGAUACGUGGAACAACUGGGCGAUCGAGAUUUCCAAUGCGCCGCCACCUUAUGAAGCUUCUCGGGGAUCGGCUGUCUAUAGCGCAGCCAAGGCCAAGGCAGAGAAGGCUGUAUGGAAUUUCCUUGAAGAAGAGAAGCCGCCAUUUGCUAUCAAUGUUGUAAGCCCAUUCGCUACGAUUGGACCAGUGUUGAACCCCAAUCAGCCUGGCGCUACAUCUUUGUGGAUCAAGGAGCUACUACAAGGAGACUUAUCAUCUACAAAUAUAGUCCCUAACUUCUACACCGUUCAUGUACACGAUGUGGCCUUGUUACAUAUCGCAGCCUUGUUAGAUCCAGAGGUCAACGGAUGUCGUUUGCAGGCUUGGGCAGAGCCAGCCAACUGGAAUGACUUGCUGAGAACUUUACGGAAGCUCUAUCCCAACAACACAAGCAUAGCCUCUGAUAUCCCAAACGAAACAAACAUUGAAUUGACGACAGACACAACCGAAUGUAUCUGCUUGUUGAAGAAAUGGGGUGAUCAAGACGGGUUUAAAACAACUGAGGAGGCCGUACAAGAUACAAUUGCUCACUGGAAAUUGGUCUAA